Messenger RNA from Kuraishia capsulata CBS 1993, 1380 nucleotides. RefSeq lists its product as uncharacterized. The record is from RefSeq and is a predicted model, not a curated record. The transcript has a single exon. Lineage: Eukaryota; Fungi; Ascomycota; Pichiomycetes; Pichiales; Pichiaceae. Gene Ontology annotation, molecular function: RNA binding. Gene Ontology annotation, cellular component: U2-type prespliceosome; catalytic step 2 spliceosome; U2 snRNP. Gene Ontology annotation, biological process: mRNA cis splicing, via spliceosome; regulation of alternative mRNA splicing, via spliceosome. The coding region runs from base 1 to 1380 and encodes 459 amino acids.
AUGACAUCUCAGGAUCCACCUGAGAAUAUUACCAUACCGCCCCCGGAGUACCGGCAGGUAAUCGACAAAACUGCCGGCUAUGUGUUCCGCAACGGUCCUUCUUUUGAGAUCCGUAUACGAGAGAAAGAACGGGAGAAUGUGAAGUUUGCCUUUCUUCUUGACGAUGAUCCGUACAACGAAUACUACAAAUGGAGUCUCUCGCAGUUACGUGAGGGUAAGACUAAUGGGACGGAGCAGAGCUCUGUAGUUACCACAAUCACCCAGACCGAAGAAGACAAGAUCGCGGCUCCUCCAGAGUUCAAAUUCUUUACCAGAUUGCCGCCAGUAUCAGCGCAAGACCUGGAUGUGAUACGACUUUGUGCGCAGUUUGUGGCAAAGAAUGGUCCAGAUUACGCCGCUGCGCUCAGGAAGCAUGUUUCCAACUCGGUCCAAUUCGAGUUUAUGGUGAAGGGCCAUUCGUUGUAUCCGGUCUUUGAGAGUUUUGUAGAGCAAUAUCGGCUCAUUCUUCAUCCCACUCAAGAUAUUCAAGAAAAGCUUAGCACAGGUGCGCGAAAUGCGUACUCGGUUUUGGAUCGGGCAUUUGCUAGGGCCGAGUAUUUGAAAAAACAGGAGAUUGAAGCGGCUGAUAAUGAGGCUCAGUUGUUCAAAGAGAGGAUUGAAUAUGCUUCCAUUGACUGGGAUUCUUUUGUCGUUGUUGAAACCAUCGAGUUCACCGAGGUAGAUGACGUUGCUGAACUACCCUUGCCGUUAUCGCUAGCCGAGCUACAGUAUAGGUCGCUGGAGCAGAAGAAGGCGAACUCUUUGUUGGAGGAGGCACCCCCUGAUUUUGAUCCCAAUCAAGAGAUACAGAGGAAAGUUUUCGAAGCUUCUGGAGACAGUGGUGAAGAGAUGGUGGUACAGGAGGGUGAGUCUGUUGCCAGACCUGUUCCUAAGGGAAUGAAAAUUAGGUCAGCAGGAGAGUCGCGUUUGAAGAGACAGUAUCAACAGCAACAGCAACAGUUUACAUCUAGUGGCGAGAAGUUGUUGAAAUGCCCUUUGACAGGCCAGUUGAUUCCGGAAUCGAAAUUUGCCCAGCACAUCACGAUUCUGCUUCGUGAUCCCAAAUUCAAGGAGGAGAGGAAGAGAUAUGAAAGUAAGGUAACACAGACAAACCUCAGCACAGACGAGAUUUACGAGAAUAUCAAGAGGUUGGCGAAUGGCAGAAACGAAGAGGAUGAGGAACCAGAUUCCAAAAAGGCGAAGGUUGUUCCUCGGUGGGAUGGGUAUAAGUCCAGUGUUGAAACUGUUCAGCAGCAGGCAGCGAAAAUGUAUUCUAAGUCAGAGAUUGAGGAGAUGAGGCGCGAAAGGAGAGAAAAAGAAAGAGCUAUCGGUCCUCACUAA